Puntigrus tetrazona (Sumatra barb) is the source of this 7415-nucleotide messenger RNA. RefSeq names its product collagen, type IV, alpha 3 (gene col4a3). The transcript is spliced from 52 exons. Gene Ontology annotation, molecular function: extracellular matrix structural constituent. Lineage: Eukaryota; Metazoa; Chordata; Actinopteri; Cypriniformes; Cyprinidae. Bases 133 to 5181 code for a protein of 1682 amino acids. Gene Ontology annotation, cellular component: collagen trimer. The record is from RefSeq and is a predicted model, not a curated record.
CAGAAACUGACAAACACACUUCCUCGAACCCCAGGAGAUUUGAUAUUCUUGAGGAUUCAUUGACAGCAGGGAAGGGGGGGGUGAAAAAAAAAGUUUGAAUCGGUUUCCUGAGCGGCGAGUAAAGUUUUAUUUAUGAGAUGGUCGAGGUGCCGCAGGUGGCCUUCGUUUGAGCUAGUGACCGGUGGGAAUUGCGCGCGCGGGUCCGGUGCGGAUGAGAAGAUGGAUUCUUGCCUGAUAUCGCGAGCGACGCUUUUGGGAAUGAUGUUCCUGGCGCUUCUUACCCCGGCACAAGCUAAAGAGGGCUGUUUUUGCAGUGAGAAAUCAGGAUGCAACUGUCAAGGACUCAAAGGACAAAAGGGUGUGAUGGGCUUUCCUGGUUUGUCUGGUAUAAAAGGAAUUCAGGGGUAUCAAGGAAAUGAAGGCCCUCCAGGACUUCCUGGUGAAAAAGGAAAUAUUGGAUUUCCAGGCAUACCAGGACCUAAAGGUUCUAGGGGAGUUUCAGGGACACCAGGAAUCUCUGGCCAACCAGGACUACCGGGGUUCCCUGGAAAUGAGGGGCCGAGAGGGCCUAAUGGUCUCCCAGGAUGCAAUGGAGCAAAGGGUGAGCAUGGUGCGCCAGGCUUUAUAGGGCAGAUGGGAGCUCCUGGGAAGCAGGGAAUACCAGGAAUCCAAGGAGCUAAGGGAGAUAGCUGUUACUUGCCACCCUCUGGACAAGUGAAAGGACGUUGUGGUUUUCCAGGCAGAGAUGGAGAUAAAGGGUCAUUGGGAUCGCCAGGGUCACCGGGAUUAUUUGGACCAGAUGGGCCCAGAGGUUCUCCAGGAAUAGGCGGCAUACCUGGACCACAAGGAGAGAAGGGUCUAGAGGGUCGAAGCAUGGUAAUACCUGGACCCAUAGGUCAAAAGGGGCAGAGGGGACCAUCUGGUAUACCUGGACAAAAAGGUGUAAAGUUAUUUGUAACAGGACCAAAGGAGCCUAAGGGUGACAGUGGGGAUGCUGGAGACAUUGGAUGUCUUGGCCCAAUUGGUUUACGUGGUCGUUCUGGUCCUAAGGGGAAGAAAGGGGAAACUGGGGAGCCCGGGGGUCUGGGUAAACUUGGAAAGGAUGGGCUGAUAGGAGAGUCUGGCCGUACGGGAAUUCCUGGAGACCAAGGAUAUCCAGGAGUUAUUGGAAUAGCAGGGGAGGAGGGUCUAAAGGGUAACAGUGGUGCCCCUGGUAUCCCUGGAGAGUUCAUUGUAAUAGAUAACAGGAUCAAAGGUCUAAAAGGUUUUCGUGGGCUUCCUGGACCUCCUGGUCUACGAGGUAGUGAAGGUUUUAUCGGACUUCCUGGAUAUGCGGGUCCUCCAGGGGCCAGCAUACCAGGACCUACUGGAAAACCAGGUCCCCCAGGAUUUAGAGGUAUAAAAGGGGAAAGAGGAGAUCCUGUUCCUAACAGCACAGGACCCAGAGGGCAAGAUGGAUCACCAGGGGAACGAGGACCCCCUGGUGACCCCGGACCUCCAGGAAUUCCAGAAGUCAACACCCUUUGGGGACCAAAAGGGUUAAAGGGCGAGAGAGGCCUAACAGGCCCUCAGGGUCUGCGUGGAGAUCCUGGCAUACAAGGUGAGCAAGGAGAACUUUGCAGGCUGUGUGCUGCUUCUGUUUCUGAACCUGGACCUCCAGGACAAUGUGGAGAUUCAGGCAGCCCCGGAGAGCCAGGUAUUGGAGGAUAUCCAGGCCAUAAAGGAUGUCAAGGAUUCAAAGGUUCAGAUGGUCCACCUGGUCCUCCGGGUAACUUAGGUCUUCCAGGGUAUCCAGGCCUACCAGGGCCCACAGGAGACCAUGAAAUGAGGCAUGUGCUUGGGGAGAAAGGCAAGCAAGGAAACUGUGGUGCAGAAGGACUACUGGGGAUAAAUGGGAAAGAUGGCCGGCCAGGCAACCCUGGCUUCAAAGGACCACUAGGAGCAAAAGGAAUUCCAAGUCCUCCAGGCCCUAAAGGCAACCAAGGAAAUCCAGGAAACUGUGGGGAUCCUGGCUGCCCAGGUCCAAUGGGCAGCCAAGGGUCAAUGGGUGUUGGGAGACCAGGGGUACCUGGAGAAAAAGGAUGUAUGGGAGAAGUUGGCCGGCAAGGAAAUACUGGAGAACCAGGUGAAAAAGGAUCUCCAGGGCCAGUACAAAGGACAGCAGGAGACCCAGGUGAUCCUGGACUGCCUGGUCCACCUGGUCAACGAGGACCUCCAGGUAAUGAUGGUUGUGUAGGACCUCAAGGAUUACCAGGAUGCAUUGGGUUAAAAGGAGAAAAAGGACAGUCAAUGCCAGGAGCUCCUGGAUUAACUGGUCCUAAAGGUGAUAAGGGUGUGAAAGGUAAACAAGGUCUGCCUGGUUAUGGAAGUGUAGGCCGUCCUGGACCCCCAGGACCACCAGGAAAUCCAGGUCCAAAGGGUGAAAUAACGUUUGGCUCCCCAGGGCCCAUGGGUCGGCAGGGCUUGCCAGGAGAUGAAGGAAACCUUGGGCUACCAGGAAAUUGUGGCCCUCCUGGAUUAUCAGGAUGCUCAGGUCAAAGAGGAAGAGAAGGACCAACAGGAGAAAGUGGUGUGCGGGGUCUUGAUGGUUUGCCUGGAAUAGCUGGUGUACCUGGAAGCUGUAUUCCUGGAGCCAAAGGCGAUGAAGGGUCCUUUGGCAUUAGAGGGCUAGAUGGACCUAAUGGGCUACCAGGGCUGAAAGGGCCACAAGGUGAAACUGGACCACCUGGACAGGGUGUACCUGGUAUAACGGGUGAGAUUGGAAUACCUGGAAAAAUUGGAGAUGCAGGGUGGAUUGGGAUCCGGGGACCGAAAGGGUUUCAAGGAAGGGAUGGUUCACCAGGCUUUCCAGGUACACGGGGAGAUCAAGGAAAUCCUGGAAUUACUGGUCCACCUGGUGUAGAUGGAAAUCCUGGACCACGGGGAUUCCAGGGACCCAAAGGUUUAAUGGGAAGGAAUGGACUACCAGGUGAUGUAGGAAAACCUGGGAAUCCUGGAGACCAGGGGGUCUGUGGUCUCAAGGGACCACCAACAAAUGUUAUGAAUCCAGGGGAUCCCGGUGACCCUGGCCUACCAGGUCUUCUUGGUCUACCUGGCGCUAAAGGGGAAUUAGGACUUCCAGGCAAUUAUGGACGAUGUGGGAAGAAUGGAGUUCCAGGCAGACCUGGUCCACCAGGCCCUCCUGGUGAUGCUGGCCAGAAUGGACUUCCUGGAAAUCGGGGUCCUGAUGGAUACUUUGGGGAUCCAGGAGUUAUGGGGUUUCCAGGAAUAAAAGGCCUAAAAGGUUUACCCGGUGUUCGUGGAGAGACUGGGAUUCCUGGUGUCCCAGGACCAAAUGGACCAAAGGGGAUCAAAGGUGAACCCAGCCCCUUUGCACCAGGGCCUCGAGGACAAUGUGGUGAAAAAGGUGAGCCAGGCUUUCCAGGGCUUAGAGGGGAAAAAGGUGACAAGGGUAUAUGUGGGACAUGCGGGCCAUCAGGUUUAUCAGGGGCUCCUGGUGAAAGAGGCGAACCUGGAGUACCAGGAGUUCCAGGACCUCCUGGAGGUCAGGGUGAUGAAGGUUUCAAUGGGUUUCCAGGUCCACCUGGAUAUGAAGGGCCCUGUGGUCCACCAGGUGUUCCUGGUUCAGCUGGAGAUCCUGGGCCUCCAGGACUUCGUGGAGACCAAGGCAAGGAUGGCUUUCCCGGACCAGCAGGGGAUAAAGGAGACAGAGGGCCCCCAGCAAUUGGAAAUCCUGGCCUAUCUGGCAUCAAGGGUGAGAAAGGUACUAAAGGCAGUUCUGGACCCCUUGGGCCAUGUGGACCUCCAGGACCCUGUGGUCCAGCUGGAGAUAUUGGUCCUCUGGGCCAACUUGGGGAAAUGGGGCCACGCGGGUUUCCAGGUCCACCUGGUGCCUGUAUCAGUGGUCCAAAAGGGGAGCAAGGACCUAAUGGAUCACCUGGCCUACAAGGACUCAGAGGACCACGUGGGCCUGCUGGCGAACCAGGUCCAGGCAUAAAGGGAGAUAAAGGCAACAUUGGGCUCAAGGGGCUUUUGGGAUUACCUGGCUGUGUUGGUGACCGGGGAGCUCCAGGGUUGCAAGGUAAAGAUGGAAAUCCUGGUUUCAAGGGACCAAAAGGAAAUAAGGGGCCUUUGGGUUCUACUGGGCCACUCGGCCAAAAAGGACAAUGUGGUCCAAUUGGGUCUCCUGGAUUGAAAGGUUGUAAAGGAACUCGUGGAACUAAAGGCACUAAAGGGUGUGAUGUUGUGGGUCAGAUCAUAACUCUCCCAGGAAACCCUGGUUUCCCUGGACAAGGCGGCGUAAAAGGAAAUGUAGGAGAACAAGGACCUCAAGGGCUACAAGGUCCUCAAGGAGCACAAGGUCAAAAAGGAAGCAGAGGUGCAGAUGGAGGUGCUGGACAAAUGGGGAAAUCUGGACCAAGGGGGAAAACUGGCCCAAAAGGAACAAAAGGUUUUCCCGGUUUGUCAGGUGAAAUGGGUCCCAAGGGUUCACAAGGUCCACCUGGCCCUUCUAAAGAUGGAUUCCUUUUUACCAAGCACAGUCAGAAAACAUCAGUACCAACCUGUCCUCCUGGGUCAAAACAUUUGUACUCUGGAUAUUCGCUUCUCUUCAUCAACGGCAAUAACCGUGGACAUGGACAAGACCUAGGAACUGUGGGAAGCUGUUUGCAAAUGUUCUCCACCAUGCCUUUUCUGGUGUGUAAUCCCAAUGAGACGUGUUACUAUGCCUUUCGAAAUGAUUACUCCUAUUGGCUGUCUACAGACACACCGAUAUCUUCCGACAUGGAACUGUUAUCUGGUAGACUGUUGGCAAAUUAUAUCAGCAGGUGUUCAGUGUGUGAGGCACCAACUAAUGUGAUAGCAGUUCACAGCCAGACCAUGGAAAUCCCAGAGUGCCCAAGAGGAUGGCUUCCACUAUGGAAAGGUUACUCCUUUGUAAUGCAAACGGGUGCAGGCGCAGAGGGAUCCGGGCAGCCGCUUAUUUCUCCUGGAUCCUGUCUGGAAGAAUUCCUGAAGAUUCCAUUCAUAGAAUGUCACGGUCGUGGCACCUGCAACUUCUAUCCUGAUUCCUUCAGCUUCUGGCUUGCAUCACUUGAUCCUAGCAGAAUGUUCAGUACUCCAAUCCACCAGACAACAAGACAGCAAGAUAUCAGCCGCUGUCGGGUCUGUAUGAAGCAGUAGUUUUUAAGUCAGAGGUGCCUUGGUAAAAGACUUGAACUAUGGACUUCAAUUCGUGGGUUUUUCAUGGGUUGUGUAAUGUCAGUAGGAUCCGUGAAGUCAGCCCUCAAGUGCUUCACCUGAAACAACUGGAUAUUUUGUUCUCCCAUAUGAGUGAUUGUCAUUAUGUGGUCCAGUCCAGGAACAGUUCACUCAGGUUCGUAUUUUGGUUUUGGAAAUCCCAAACCACAGGAUGGCAUGCAUGCGAGAUCAAAAAAACACUUUCAUUUUCUUAUAAUACGCAUUUAUUUUGUUCAAACCCCUCCUUUGCAUGAGGCCUAUCUGCUUUGAUAGGUCGAUUUCUUUUAAAGCAGUGUUUGUGAGCUUUUAAAGCUCCAAAAGCGGCACCUAGUGGCAAAGAAUAAAUUAGCAUUUUCAUUCAUACCAACGUGAAAAUCAAGUUUUCCCAGCUCUGCGUGCAACAAGUGGGCGGGCAAUAUGCUAAUUUUUCACUUUGAAACACAACAUGAAACGGCUCGUUUCAGUGAUUCAGAGUCGACUCUUUCUUUUGAGAAAAAAUAACUUUAUACACAGUGCACUUUCAGAUUUAAAACUUUGCAGGAUGUUUUCAUUCACUUACAGGAUGUUUUCAUUACACACUGCAUUAACGGUCAUUUUCAAAAAUCCAUAAAAGGGGCACUUUAAGUUCUUUGUUUUGGAUUUGCUAAAUCCAACGUACCAGCCCAGUGUUUUUCACUUCCAAGUAUUAUUCAGGAUUCUUUUCUUUGUCUUUGACAUGUCCAGAACAUAUAAAUGUGUGUUUCUCUCUAAAUGACUCAUAAUAGAUUUUGGGGUGACUUUAGUUCAGAUACUUCUCAUUACUAAACUAUUUUCAUUUGUAGUUAAUCAUUAAUGACUUUUGUGUGUGGGAAUGGCAGUAGUAGGCUAUUAAUAAAUUCUGAGCAUUGAGAAACAGGCUCAUUAAAUAAUAAUUUGAGCGCAGAUUGCUCAUAUUGAGCAUAAACUGUAGAAUUUGGUAUUUAAAACGGAAACAAAAUAGUUCAUCUACACUCUAGUAAUGCUACUGAAAAAUAGUUUAGUAAUUAAAUUAAAAAUAUCUUGUUUAUUUUUGUCAUAAUUAAUUGUUAACUAAUACACUUGACGCUGUCUAUAGUAAUGCUGUAUAAACAAAUGUUAAUGUUACUAAUUUAAUAAUCAAGUACAAAUAAAUAGCAUAAAGUGUUCUGAAUUCCCAAAUUUAUUUGAAUAUAAACCCUUCAAGUAAUUCCGUAAAUAUCAUAAAAUAAAAUUCAGUAGUUCUCUGCUUAUGUAUUUUGAAUGUGUGUGCAAUUGUGCUUGUCAUUUGGACUAUGAUUUUUUGCUUUAGUAUACAUAUUUUAUUAUAGGUCUGCUUGCUGUUAGGACUUUACUCUUGUUUCGUAGUGUAUAAAACUGUUCGUACAAAGUAGUUUUUGGUGUUGAGGUUUUGCAAAGUAAAUUUAAGCUUGUUCAUAUUUACCACUGAAUGACUCAGAGUUAAUGGUGCUAUGUGCUAGAUUAUGAAUAAGGAAAAGAAACUUGAGAAACAAUGUGAGAGACAACGUGUGUUUAUGUGUAGUCAUUAUGUGAAUUUACCAGACACUUAUUAUUAUAGCAUUGCAUUAAGGAGCUUUCCUCAUGACUCAUGUCCGGUUGCAAUCAAUAGUAUACAGGAAUAGUGAUGAAAUAUUACACAUGCAAUCUUGGCAACAUGAAAUCAAGACUAUUGAAAUUAGGAGUGCAGUCUUGACAACACUUCCUCUACAGAGGAAAUGAAAAUGUCAUCAUUGUGUCAUUACCUGCUUUAUCAAAGAUCUAUUGCACUCAGUUAGGUGUAUAUUUCUGCUCCUCUUUCGUACUAAACAACAUAAAGCAAGUGUGAUUCAUGUGUCCAUGUGACCCACAAAUGAUGUGUUUUAUGCUUUCAUAACUAAAAUCAGAAUUGCACGUUUAGUAUAGAAGUUAAUGGUAUCUUUAUUGACUGCAGUGUUUAAUAGCUUAAGAACUGCAUAGCAAAUAAUGGUUUUGUCAGAAUAAUAAAAAAACUGUGUAUAUUUUAAAUAUUUCUGUAGAAAAUGUCUAUAAGAUCCCAAUAACAUCUCAGUUCUGUUAUAUACAGAUUUUUUUAUACUCCAUAAGACCGUAAAUAAAGACUAUUGUGUUUGGAUGUGUAGUAACAUUGCACUAAUUGAAUAAAUUAAUCUUUUGGAUGAAACCAA